CGAUGCGGACUUUCUGCUGAUGGAGAUGUAUUUCUAAAUGGAAUCACCAACGGAGCAGAUUGGUAUCACCUAGCUGGCGGCAUGCAAGAUUGGCAGUACAUUAAUACGAAUUUGCUCGAGAUUACUGUAGAAAUGGGUUGUUACAAAUUUCCCACCAAUGACAUGAUGCCUAAGAUGUGGGAGGAGCACAAAUAUGCGCUCUUGUCAUUCUUAGAAAUGGCUAACACUGGGGUUUAUGGUCUUGUUCUUGACCCGAAUGGCAAACCAGCGUUGAAUGCAACAGUUGCGGUAGAGCAAGGUAAAUUGAUAACAGCCACGGAUCUUGGAGAAUUCUGGCGAAUGCUUUCACCAGGAAAGCAUAGACUCGUAGUGGAGGCUCCAGGAUUUGAGUCAGAUAUGUUCGAAGUAACAAUCGGUCAUGAGGCUGUACGCCAUGACUUUAAGUUGAAUGUCUGCGGCACUCGUUACGGGAAUGAGACGGUGUAUUUACGGGGAAACGGCAAUAUUCGUAUAGCAGUUAUCGGAAUCUCACCAAGGUUAUUUUUGAUAGAGUGGAGUUUCGUAAUGACCAUUAUUAAACCUUUUUGA
Molecule: messenger RNA, 588 nt
Organism: Strongylus vulgaris
Lineage: Eukaryota; Metazoa; Nematoda; Chromadorea; Rhabditida; Strongylidae
Source: the annotation of a GenBank genome assembly